Messenger RNA from Iphiclides podalirius (scarce swallowtail), 648 nucleotides. The record is from the annotation of a GenBank genome assembly. Lineage: Eukaryota; Metazoa; Arthropoda; Insecta; Lepidoptera; Papilionidae.
AUGAGAAAGGCGACUCGAAAGAUUCAUUCCGUGAGCGAUGCGUUGGUCAAUGCAAAAUUUGCCAUUUCUCUCAGAGAUGAAGAGGUUUGGGGUGGCGGUUUAUUUGUAUUCUAUCACAUCUUUUCUUUCCUUGAAGACGCAAAAGGAAGACUUAAUAUCCCUGAUUUGAAUAAGCUUUUUGUAAACAAAAUUCUGUAUAGGAAGCAGGCAUUUGAAGAGGAUCUAACGCAUUACCUAGGUGAGAAUUGGCAAUCAACAGCGAAGUCACCAGCCUUAGAAAAUUACCUUGAACAUUUGCAGAACAUUGAAAAGGAGCAGCCAAUGUUGCUAUUGGUAUAUGUAUACCACUUGUAUUUAGGACUUCUUAGCGGUGGGCAGAUACUUGCAAAAAAAAGAAAAAUGUUUGGUGAAAGAAAUGGUCUCCAAGAUAUCUAUGUGGACAAAGUUACUGAUUUUGGUGAUGUGGACCUCUGUCAACUGAAGCAAGAAUUCCGCAAUGCAAUAAAUGAGAUAGCUGAGAGGAUGACAGCGGACGAAAAAGAUGCUUUUAUAGAUGAAAGCAACCAAGGGUCAACCCAACCGCAGUGCAAUGGGAGAGCCUCGCCCUGGGGGAACCGCCUUCUUGAUCACGGUAUCCCCUACGCCAGG